This is a messenger RNA of Nicotiana attenuata, 2305 nucleotides long. RefSeq names its product ABC transporter B family member 29, chloroplastic-like. Gene Ontology annotation, cellular component: membrane. Bases 125 to 2032 code for a protein of 635 amino acids. The record is from RefSeq and is a predicted model, not a curated record. Lineage: Eukaryota; Viridiplantae; Streptophyta; Magnoliopsida; Solanales; Solanaceae. The transcript is spliced from 10 exons. Gene Ontology annotation, biological process: transmembrane transport. Gene Ontology annotation, molecular function: ABC-type transporter activity; ATP binding; ATP hydrolysis activity.
AACAUACUUAUGAAACUUUGGAAGGCAACCGAUAUGAAUAUUAAGGGGUGCGACUGCCACGCAAGCGCGCGAAUCACCCUCCAACGGUGAAAUUUCCUUUUGAAAAUUCCACCGGCAAAAGGAAAUGUCCCUAAUUCACCUGAAACCGCCGUAUUACGGCCAUUCACCACCAAUUCGCCACCACAAACUCACCGUCCCCUACCAAUCCACCAAACCAAUUAACAUCAUCUUCAAUUUCCCAAUUUCCACAUCCGCUUUAUCAAUCAAAUCAUCAUCCCCACGCGCCGCUGCGAACUCCGGCAAAUUCACCUCUUUAGCUCCUCUUAAACCCUAUCUCCUGUCGGAAUGGCAACCAAUCCUCUGUGGAUGGAUAUGCAGUGCAAUAUCCGUUUACUCUCUCUCCAAAAUUAUUCCCAAAGUAGGGAAAUUCUCGUCUCUCAUGAAUCCUCCGUUGGAUGUUCUGAGGUUGAGAGAGGAGUGUUUGGUCUUAGGCGCUUUGUUUGUCGUUCGACUCAUUGGUAAUUAUCUGCAGCAAGCGCUUCUAUGGGAAGCUGCGUUGAAUUGUGUGUAUAAGAUGAGGGUUUAUGUUUUCCGUAAGGUUUUGCAGAGAGAUUUAGGGUUUUUUGAGGGAGGGAGUGGGAUUGCUGCUGGAGAUGUUGCCUACAGGAUUACUGCUGAGGCUUCUGAUGUUGCUGAUACUGUUUAUUCUCUCUUGAAUACGAUUGUUCCAAGUAGUCUUCAGUUAUCAGCAAUGGCAAUUCAGAUGUUGGUCAUCAGCCCUGUUCUAUCAUUACUUUCUGCCUUGGUGAUUCCAUUGAUGGGUUUUAUGAUUGGUUACCUGGGCGAAAAACUUCGUGACGUAUCUAACAAGGCACAACUUGCUGUUGCUUCUCUCUCUUCCUAUCUGAAUGAGAUCCUCCCAUCAAUUCUUUUUGUGAAGGCAAACAAUGCAGAGUCCUGUGAAAGCAAAAGGUUCCAGUCACUUGCUUUUGCUGAUCUAUCCGCGACUAUGGGAAAGAAGAAGUUGAAGGCAUUUAUUCCUCAGUUGGUACAAGCAAUAUAUUUUGGCGUCUUAUUCACAUUUUGCACUGGCACGCUGGUAGUUUCAAAAGGUUCUUUUGAUUGCUCUGCCAUGGUUUCUUUUGUAACAUCCCUAGUUCUGCUGAUCUCCCCAAUCCAGGAUGCGGGGAAAGCAUACAAUGAAUUAAAACAAGGAGAGCCAGCAAUUCAGCGCUUAUUUAAUUUGACUAGCUUUGAACCCGAGGAAACUGUGAACCCAAAUGCUGUUGACUUACAUUGUGUCGCUGGAGAAGUAAAAUACUAUAAUGUCUCUUUUCGAUAUGGAGACAAUGGACCUCUUGUAUUGAAAAACUUGGACUUGCAUAUUAAAUCUGGAGAAAUCGUUGCUCUGUGUGGACCAUCAGGAGGAGGAAAAACGACUCUUGUAAAACUCCUGCUUCGCCUAUAUGAUCCUUUACAAGGUUCCGUUCUGAUUGAUGGUUUGGAUAUUAGAGGCAUACGAUUAGAGAGUUUGAGGAGACAUGUUGGUCUGGUCUCUCAAGAUACAACAUUAUUUUCUGGAACUGUUGCCGAGAACAUUGGAUAUAGGGAUAGAAUGACUGGUAUUGAUAUGGAGAGAGUGAAGCUUGCUGCAAGAACUGCAAGUGCAGAUGAAUUUAUUGAAUCGCUUCCUCUUAGCUAUGAGACAAAUGUUGGACCUAGGGGCUCAAUUUUUAGUGGAGGGCAGAAGCAAAGAAUAGCUAUUGCUCGGGCACUUUAUCAGAAUCCAUCUAUUCUGAUUUUGGAUGAAGCUACUUCGGCAUUAGACAGCAAAUCAGAGUUGUUGGUGAGACAAGCUCUGCAGCGCUUGAUGCAAGAUCGUACUGUACUAGUGAUUGCUCACCGCUUGGAAACAGUUCUAAUGGCUGAACGAAUUUUCCUUUUAGAGGAUGGGUGCUUGCGGGAGGUUCCUCGCUCUGCUCUUUUGGACGGUCAAAAUGGCUCACUGGGAUCUCUGUCUUUCACGAUAUGAUGUUUGUAUGAAGCUAAAGGUCUGCCUCUUGGAAACGAAUAUGCAUUUUCGCGUCGAAACCCUUUUCUUGGUUAGUUGGAUACAUCCAUGAACGCCAUAAACCACCAAGAAUUAGCCAGGGGCAAUAUAUUCGGUAGUCUAUAAGUAGCUGUUUAUGGCACACGAGCUCAAUGUUGUUCUACUUGAUUAGUUUUCUAGUUUUUCUGUUUUACAUGCUGUAUGGGUCGAUCCGACCCCACGAUAAUUAACGAGGCUAAUCCCGUCUUAAGCUAA